AAGCAACCCCCACGCUUUCCUUUCAAAUUUCAAAUGCAUCCAUCCUUCUUCUGGGGAAAAACCCGAAAAUCGGCAUCUUUCUUCCCCCGCUUCCACUGGACUGGACUGGGGCCCAUCCGCCGCCUACGGCUUUCUCUCCCAAUGUUCCCACUGCUCCCACUGCACCCACCGACUCGCUCUCCGCAAUUCUCGGAUCCGCAGCCACUACCACGCUCAUAUCCGCACCUUGACGAGUGUCCGCUCGCUUAAUUGCCUUUGAUAUUUGCCGAGCGUGGAGGUGACGACGAUGGUGGUCGCGGUGGUGAUGGUGAUGGCAGUGGAGGCGUCGGGAUACCAAGGUGGAUCGGGAUCGGUCCCGUGGUCACCACUGUCAGUCAAUCAAUCAGUCGGUCUGAUUCGAUCCCAUUGUUUCUCGUCAGCUUUCUUCCCAAGGGGAAUAGAAAUUUUGCCUCCGGUGACACCCGCGUCAGGUCCUUUUUUUCUCAUUGAUGGACGGACGGACGGUCCAGCCCGCCGGCGCAAGAUACAACCAUGGGCUGAUGGUCGCAUUGGGUUGGAAGCCGAGUUUCUCUCCCGAGUUUUGUUUCGGCCUGGUUGGGUGCGCGGGGUAGAUAAGGGGAGAUGGAAGGGGAUGUGGUGUGUUUAUGUUGGUUAGUUGAUUUGUUGAAGAUGUAGAAUAUGUACCUAGUUUCUGGAAGCACUGCGUAUGAAUUGGUUUAUUCACA
This is a messenger RNA of Aspergillus japonicus CBS 114.51, 725 nucleotides long. RefSeq lists its product as uncharacterized. The coding region runs from base 287 to 655 and encodes 122 amino acids. The transcript has a single exon. NCBI's taxonomy places the organism in Eukaryota, Fungi, Ascomycota, Eurotiomycetes, Eurotiales, Aspergillaceae. The record is from RefSeq and is a predicted model, not a curated record.